AUGGCCGACCGCAAGCAAGUGCUGCGCAUGUACCGGCGGCUUCUCCAGCUGGCGCAGCAGUACCCGAGCAUCAAGCGCCAGUCCAUCAUCCAGGAUGUCAAGACCGAGUUCCGUGCCAAUCGGGACCUAUCGGACGCGCCAGCAAUCCGACAAGAGCUCGCGGCGGUGCAGGCGGGUAUCAAGGAGCUGUCCAUGUAUGCGAGUUUGCACCCGUCGGUGCCCAAUUGGACCAUCGAAGUGGGGCACGACGCAGCUCCCACAUCAUUCGAGGCGCACGUUGAUGAUGACACAAAGGUCGUUAGUGGUGGGAAAACGAAGGACGAGUGA
Hyaloperonospora brassicae is the source of this 327-nucleotide messenger RNA. NCBI's taxonomy places the organism in Eukaryota, Oomycota, Peronosporomycetes, Peronosporales, Peronosporaceae. The record is from the annotation of a GenBank genome assembly.